Ilex paraguariensis (yerba mate) is the source of this 1074-nucleotide messenger RNA. Lineage: Eukaryota; Viridiplantae; Streptophyta; Magnoliopsida; Aquifoliales; Aquifoliaceae. The record is from the annotation of a GenBank genome assembly.
AUGUUUUCAACACAGACUAGAAGCUCACUCGAGCUCAUGCUGGAAAAAAUCCAGGAAAUGGAGGAUCAGCCACAGGACAGGCCACCAUCAUUGCCAGUUCGUCCAAUAUCGAAGGCUCGAUUACCACUGGGAAGAAGAAGGUCAUUGCCAAUGAACUUCCAAAAGACUGAUUCCGAAGAAACUGAGGAUGAAAAUAUGAAUCCAAGUUCUAGAUGGGGCGUGUUAAGCAAACGAACAAUGAGAGAGGCUUUCGUUGAAUCAACUUAUAAUCAAGUGUCAGCGGAAAGUGAUGAUGCAGGAUCAUCUGCUAUUGUCACAUUGCCUGAUGAAUCUGCUUGUGGUCGGUUGACUCGAAGACAUUUUGAUUGCAUGAAAAAUAAGCAGAAGCCAAGCAUCAAGAACACAAAAGACAUGAGUGAUCAGGAUUUGAAUAAUCCAAUGACUAAGGAUCAUGUUCUAAUCCCAUUUAAAGAUCUAGUUGAGCUUCAAAGGCGAGUUCUAAGGGUAGAGGCAGCAUUGAGGAAAAAGGAAGAGGAAAAUGCCGCUUUGAGGCUUGAACUUCAAAAAUUUGAACAAAAAUGGUCACAACACGAGGCGAAGAUGAAAUCCAUGGAGGAGAUGUGGCAAGACCAGUUUACGUCUAUACAAAUGAAUCUAGCAGCAGCCAAGAAUGGUCUUGCUGCCGAAAGCAGGAUAGGUCAAGUUAGAAAGGUUCAUGUUUCCCCAGAGCACCAUAAUCACAAUGCUGAUAAUACAUUAUCUAUGGGAUCACAAGGCGCCGGGGAAAGGUGUCCAGUGAACUUUUCUGACUUGCCCCACAGCAAUGGCAGAUUAAAUUCGAUCAGUCACCUAAUUCUGCAGCAUAAAAACGCGUUGGAUGGUACGAAUUUAGGAGCAAAUUCAGAACAGAUAGCUUCCACCAUGGGUACUAAUGAUGAGCUUCAACAUCUGAAGCUCAGGUUUAAAGCAUGGAAAAAGGACUACAAGUUUCGUUUGCGAGAGACAAAGGCAACUCUUCAAAAGCUUAGCCACUCAGAAACAGAGAAGGGUCGAAAGAAAUGGUGGGGAAGCUGA